GCAUGAGAAAUGUCGUCCGCAGCGCCGUCCAUUGAGUCCUCAACCUAAGUAUAGAACUGGGGUAGAACGUAGAACAGGGACUACAUUCUACGGCAACGUAUAUGCGUUAUCAUCACAUCAUCAGUUAUCAUGCACGUGCGUGUAUCGUGAUCAAGAUAAAGGAUAAGAGCCAUGUAGAACAGCGAAGUUUAUACGAGGUUCUGCAUAAUUGAUCAUAAUGUCCUCGCAAGAAAUUAAAUACGACAAGGAACAUCCACGACUUUUGAUUCCUGAACUGUGUAAACAAUUUUACAAUUUGGGAUGGGUAACUGGUACAGGUGGUGGAAUAUCCAUUAAACAUGAAGGUAGAAUUUACAUUGCCCCAUCUAGUGUACAGAAAGAAAGAAUUUGUUCUGAUGAACUGUUUGUACAAGAUAUCAGUGGAAAUGACUUAGAAUUACCACCAAAGGAGAAAAAAUUAAAAAAGUCGCAAUGUACACCAUUAUUUAUGUGUGCCUACAUAAGAAGAAAUGCUGGAGCUGUAAUUCAUACGCAUUCCAAGUUCGCUGUAAUGGUGACAUUACACUGGCCCGGAAAAGAAUUUCGUGUAACAUAUCUUGAAAUGAUAAAAGGUAUAAGAAAUCAAAAAUUGGGAAGAGCGUAUCGCUAUGAUGAAGAAUUGGUGGUGCCAAUAAUAGAGAAUACGCCUUUUGAAGAAGAUUUAAAAGAUGAAUUGGAUAAGACUAUUCUUGCCUACCCAGAGACCUGUGCUGUAUUAGUAAGGAGGCAUGGUGUUUAUGUUUGGGGUGAUACGUGGCAGCAAGCGAAAACUAUGACUGAAUGUUAUGACUACCUAUUUGAUAUAGCACUACAGAUGAAACUAAAUGGAUUAGAUCCAACUGCAGCACCUUAAGUAUGAAAGGAAUAGGACUGUAAGUUAUUAA
Molecule: messenger RNA, 923 nt
Organism: Ceratina calcarata
Lineage: Eukaryota; Metazoa; Arthropoda; Insecta; Hymenoptera; Apidae
Product: methylthioribulose-1-phosphate dehydratase-like
Exons: 5
Coding region: 218-892 (224 amino acids)
Cellular component (GO): cytoplasm
Molecular function (GO): methylthioribulose 1-phosphate dehydratase activity; metal ion binding
Source: RefSeq, a predicted model, not a curated record